Messenger RNA from Pseudomassariella vexata, 177 nucleotides. RefSeq lists its product as uncharacterized. The record is from RefSeq and is a predicted model, not a curated record. The transcript has a single exon. NCBI's taxonomy places the organism in Eukaryota, Fungi, Ascomycota, Sordariomycetes, Amphisphaeriales, Pseudomassariaceae. The annotation marks the transcript as partial.
GAACGUAUCGCUGAAUCCACCGGGCGACCCCUAUUUUUCCUCACCUGCGGGUAUAUCGGAAAUAACGAGGAUCUCACGGAGGAGCGACUAUCGAAAUGGUUUCGCCUUGUCGAAAUCUGGGAUGCAGUCAUGCUUCUGGACGAAGCCGACGUCUUCCUCGAACGAAGACCAACUUGA